AUGCCCGGCGUUGAAAUGAAGCCCCUCCGGGCCGAUGACAUGCGAGUGCUGGGCCAGGACCCCCUCAUCCCUCCUGCCCUCCUCAUCUCCGAGAUCCCCAUGCCGGAUGAGUCCCUCCGGACUGUCGUCAAAGGCCGGCGCGACGCCGUCAACAUCAUCAUGGGCCGCAAUGACCGCCUGCUGGUCAUUGUCGGCCCCUGUUCUAUCCAUGACCCUGCGGCUGCGAUUGAAUACGCCAACAGGCUAAAGGCCGUCUCGGACCGCCUGCAGGAUGAUCUCUGCAUCAUCAUGCGCGCCUACCUGGAGAAGCCGCGUACAACGGUCGGCUGGAAGGGCCUGAUCAACGACCCCGAUAUCGACCAGACCUUCAAGAUCAACAAGGGCCUGCGGGUGUCUAGGCAGCUCUUCCGCGACCUGACCUUGACCGGCAUGCCGAUUGCUUCCGAGAUGUUGGACACCAUCUCUCCCCAGUUCCUGGCUGACUUCAUCUCGGUCGGCGCUAUUGGCGCCCGCACCACGGAGUCUCAGCUGCAUCGUGAGCUGGCCUCGGGUCUGUCCUUCCCCGUUGGCUUCAAGAACGGUACUGAUGGCAACCUGAACGUUGCUAUCGACGCCAUUGGCGCUGCUGCCGCCCAGCACCACUUUAUGGGUGUUACCAAGCAGGGUCUGGCUGCCAUUACUCGUACUUCGGGCAACGAGCACGGCUUCCUCAUCCUGCGUGGCGGCACUAAGGGCCCCAAUUACAGCAAGGAACACAUCAAGGAGGCCAAGGAGACCCUGAUCAAGAAGGGCCAGAAGCUGGCCAUCAUGGUUGACUGCUCUCAUGGCAACUCCAACAAGGACCACCGCAACCAGCCGAAGGUGGCCAAGGCCAUCGCGGACCAGCUGCGCGAGGGCGAGACCGCCAUCAUUGGCGUCAUGAUUGAGUCCAACCUCUGCGAGGGCAACCAGAAGGUGCCUCCUGAGGGCCCGUCCUGCCUGAAGAAGGGUGUCUCUAUCACCGACGCCUGCAUCGGCUGGGAGACGACUGUCGAGGUUUUGGAGGAGCUGGCUGCCGCCGUGCGUGAGCGCCGCCAGGUCACUGCUGGGCAAGUUAAAGGCUCUCCCAAGACCACUCCCCUGGAGGAGGACUAA
This is a messenger RNA of Thermochaetoides thermophila DSM 1495, 1134 nucleotides long. RefSeq lists its product as uncharacterized. The transcript has 3 exons. Gene Ontology annotation, molecular function: 3-deoxy-7-phosphoheptulonate synthase activity. Gene Ontology annotation, biological process: aromatic amino acid biosynthetic process. The record is from RefSeq and is a predicted model, not a curated record. Lineage: Eukaryota; Fungi; Ascomycota; Sordariomycetes; Sordariales; Chaetomiaceae. The coding region runs from base 1 to 1134 and encodes 377 amino acids. Gene Ontology annotation, cellular component: cytoplasm.